AUGGCAAGAACACGUGGUGCAUCUUUUAAUUCUCGAGGUGAGAGUUCUCGAGGAGAGAGUUCGUCGCAGGGUGAAGCUCGGAGAAGAUCUACCGUUUCUGCUUGUAGAAGUCGGGCAGCUCCUAUCCAGGAUGACCCCAUAGUUGAGGAGCGAGCCAUUGAGGAACAAACAUAUGAGGCAUAUGAGACUCAUGGUGAGGAGAAUGCAUUUGAGGCCCCUAACGAUGAUGACGAUGAGGAGGAGCAUGCGGAUGUUCAUGACAUACAAGAGGAUGUCGGUGGAUUUCUUGGAGGUCCACACGAUCAUUCAUUGCUGACGCACUAUGUUCAACAUGUAGCUUAUGCUAUUUCCAAAGGACGGGAUCGAGGGGACACACUGAAGUUGAUCUCCCACGGAAAAAAAGUAAAUAAGUUAGGACCAUGCCACGAGGAAAUUCAAGACAUUGUGUUGAAUUCCAGUUUGAUGCCUCUUACAGGGAUUUGUUAUGAUUACGUUGAUAAGGGGUUACUCCUCGGAUUCAUAGAGAGGUGGCAUUUUGAGACCAGUAGUUUCCAUCUCCCUAUAGGGGAGAUGUCGAUUACUCUUGAUGACGUCUCGACAUUACUUCACCUGCCUGUGAUGGGACAAAUGUGUGAUUUGGAGGAGUUGGAGUUUGAGGAGGCUCGUACAGCCCUUGUGCAACUGCUCGGCGUUGAUGGUGGCACAGCAGGUGCUGAGAUGGAGAACGGACGUGGUCCGAAAAGUGCCAGUUCUAUACGCGUGUCUUACUUAUUGUUAUUUAGAGACGUACACGCGUGUGGCAGAUAUGCUUGGGGUGUUGCUGCACUCGCCUAUUUGUACGAGCAGCUCGGGGAUGCGAGUCUCGCGUCCACGAAGCAGAUGGCUGGAUAUUUGACUCUAUUUCAGAGUUGGAUAUACGAACAUUUUCCUGGCAUGGGGAGGAGGCGGUUGGUGACUUCUUACGAUGAUACCACACCACGUGCCAUGAGGUGGCAGAGCCCUAGGCAGAGUUCCACUCUCGCAGAGAUUCGGUCACAGUUGGAUGCGCUGACAUACAGUGGAGUUGUAUGGCAUCCGUAUGAGGGGCAUCGAGGCAUUCGGCCAUUCUUCGGCAUUUGUAUGUAUUCUGGAUGGAUUCGGAUUGGUGACACCCUUUGUCGUCAUUUGCCUGAACGUGUGCUGAGGCAAUUUGGGUUUCAGCAAGACAUUCCACGAUCACCGACUUCGGUUCCAGAUGCAGAUGUAGUGGCCAUUGAUCAUGUUUGGUUGCACUUCAGAGCUCACGUUGUGAGUAAUGUCAGACAUGCAACAUCCCCUUCUGACUGUGUUGAUGGGUACAUUCAGUGGUUCAGGAGGGUUUCACAUCCUUAUAUUAUUGCUGUUGCAGAUGACGCGCGACCGGCUCUUGCGCCUAGACAGCACCCCGAUGUUCCACAGGAGGCACGACCCCAUCAUAGAUCGUCUCCACCUUCACCAUCUGGCGCCCUGGCUAGAUUCAGGCGAAUGGCGAGAAUGUUACAGUCCUUGAUAUCGUGUCGUCAUGUGACCGAGGGUACUGUUGCACAUCAGGUGUCAGUGGACCUGCUUCAUAUUGCUAAUGAGGGCAUCGACGAAUAUUCCCCGACUAGGAGAGGGCAGAGAUGA
Messenger RNA from Vigna angularis (adzuki bean), 1644 nucleotides. RefSeq names its product protein MAINTENANCE OF MERISTEMS-like. The record is from RefSeq and is a predicted model, not a curated record. Gene Ontology annotation, biological process: meristem maintenance; meristem development. The transcript has 6 exons. NCBI's taxonomy places the organism in Eukaryota, Viridiplantae, Streptophyta, Magnoliopsida, Fabales, Fabaceae. Bases 1 to 1644 code for a protein of 547 amino acids.